AGAGGUGGGUUGCUCUUGCUUUACUUUGGGAUAAUGCAUUACUUUGUUUUUGAUUACAUACUUAUAGUGAGAUUCCGAAUCACUGAGAGCACUGAAGCAUUAAAGUAUUGAAAACAAAAUUACUAUCAAGUGCGAGCAAAAUGGCGGGAAAAGUCGACCCCAAUGAUCCGAGGAAACUGACAGAUUUUAAAUUAUUAUCUUUUGAUGUGUAUUCGACGUUAAUCGACGAGAAAGGUGCGUUUCUUGCUACUCUCAUUACCUCUUUUUACCAUUACAACAUUAAACCAUAUUCUCAUGAGCACCGAAUCUUCCCCCUCCAAAAACACACCGAACAACUAACCCCGUCUUCUCCAGGUGGGCUCUUCACCGGUCUCCACCCCCUUCUCUCCCGACUUCCCGAACCCCUCAAAUCGAACUAUCUCGAUUCCCGCGCCUCUACCCUUCAAGCCUUCCAAACCCACGAAACCCAACUCCAAAGAACUCACCCCACACUCCCCUACCCCUCUAUCCUACAUCUCGCCUACCUUUCCUACGCGCAAUCUCUCCCUCUCACCCCUCCCCCCUCACUCUCCACUCUCGAAUCCGAAGCCCAGGAGUUCUCACAAAAGAUUCCAAGUUGGCCCGCAUUCCCCGAUACCGUUCCCGCGCUGCAAAAACUGCAUAAGUAUUAUAAACUCGUCAUUCUGUCGAAUAUUAAUGAAGAGUCAAUAGAAGGGACGAUCAGACAUAACAUGGAUGUAGGAUGGGAUGCAGUGUAUACGGCCCAGAAGAUCGGGAGUUAUAAGCCUGAUUUGAGGAAUUUUGAGUUUUUGGUUGAGCAUGUUGGAGAGGAUUUGGGGGUGAAGAAGGAAGAAAUUUUGCAUACGGCGCAGAGUUUGCGAGCCGAUCAUGUGCCUGUGAAGAAAAUGGAUAUGACUGGAGUUUGGAUUGAUAGGGGAAAUGAAGGUCAGGAUUAUGAAAAAUUGAAGGAUGAAGUCGCUUAUACAUGGAAGUUUAGCACUUUAGGAGAGAUGGCUGAUGCAGUGGAAGAGGCGUUCGAAGCCCAGGGAAAGAAGGUAUAGAUACCAACAUACAUCAGUAACAUGCAAAGCAUAAUACUUGGGUCUCUGGAUGCAUUCCAUGAGU
This is a messenger RNA of Botrytis byssoidea, 1125 nucleotides long. RefSeq lists its product as uncharacterized. NCBI's taxonomy places the organism in Eukaryota, Fungi, Ascomycota, Leotiomycetes, Helotiales, Sclerotiniaceae. The record is from RefSeq and is a predicted model, not a curated record. The transcript has 2 exons. The coding region runs from base 141 to 1061 and encodes 306 amino acids.